Molecule: messenger RNA, 3350 nt
Organism: Microtus oregoni (creeping vole)
Lineage: Eukaryota; Metazoa; Chordata; Mammalia; Rodentia; Cricetidae
Gene: Cpeb1
Product: cytoplasmic polyadenylation element binding protein 1
Exons: 12
Coding region: 271-2052 (593 amino acids)
Biological process (GO): negative regulation of cytoplasmic translation
Cellular component (GO): cytoplasm; nucleus; neuron projection
Molecular function (GO): mRNA 3'-UTR binding; ribosome binding; mRNA regulatory element binding translation repressor activity
Source: RefSeq, a predicted model, not a curated record
AGUUGCGUUUGCAGACCGGGGAGGGGGGAGGCUCGAACGCCUGUCCGGACGGGAGCGGGCCGCGCGGAGGGGAGCCCCGGCGUCCGCCACACUGCCUCCCGCCGCUGCCGUCGCACGUGAGGGCCGGCGGCGCGCGUCUCUCUCUCGAGUCGCCUCGGCGUCCCACGGGAGGCAAGGGCGGGCGGCGGUGGCCGCCAACGUGGGGGGCGGCGGAGACCCCUUCCGGCUGGGACGGCGCUGAGGGCCCCGCGCCACGACGGCACCGCCGCCAUGGCUCCUCUGAAGCCGAGGACUCGGGCCCCUCGUGCGGGCCGCGCGCUUUCCCAGCCCGGGGACGUCACGUGGCUUCACACGUUCGCCUGCUUCUGGAGCCGAGGCCCCGAGAGUGGCGCGGGCCAGGAAGAAGAAACAGGAAGGAUAAAAGAUUGCUGGGACAACCAGGAAGUUCCUGCAUUGUCUACAUGUAGCAAUGCCAAUAUUUUUCGAAGGAUAAAUGCCAUUUUGGAUGAUUCACUGGACUUCAGUAAAGUCUGCACAACACCCAUAAAUCGAGGAAUUCAUGAUCGAGCAGACUUCCAGGACUCUGAAGAAGCAGUUACAAGCAGGAUGCUUUUUCCCACCUCUGCGCAAGAAUCUCCCCGUGGCCUUCCAGAUGCAAAUGGCUUGUGCCUUGGCCUGCAGUCACUCAGUCUGACUGGCUGGGACCGACCCUGGAGCACUCAGGACUCUGACUCUUCAGUCCAGAGCAGCACACAGUCGGUAUUAAGCAUGCUCCAAAAUCCACUGGGAAAUGUCCUAGGAAAAACCCCCUUGAGCUUCCUGUCUCUGAAUCCCCUUGGGUCUGACUUGGACAAGUUCCCAGCACCCUCAGUUAGAGGAUCUCGCCUGGACACCCGGCCCAUCCUGGACUCCCGUUCUAGCAGCCCCUCUGACUCAGACACGAGUGGCUUCAGCUCUGGAUCAGAUCAUCUCUCAGAUUUGAUUUCAAGCCUUCGCAUUUCCCCUCCUCUGCCCUUCCUUUCUAUGACGGGGAAUGGUCCCAGAGACCCUCUAAAGAUGGGAGUUGGGUCCCGAAUGGACCAAGAACAAGCUGCUCUUGCUGCAGUUACUCCCUCUCCAACCAGUGCUUCAAAAAGAUGGCCAGGAGCUUCUGUGUGGCCAUCCUGGGACCUUCUCGAAGCUCCUAAAGACCCUUUCAGCAUAGAGAGAGAAGCUAGAUUACACCGGCAGGCUGCAGCUGUGAAUGAAGCUACCUGUACCUGGAGUGGCCAGCUUCCUCCCCGAAACUAUAAGAACCCCAUCUACUCCUGCAAGGUGUUCCUAGGAGGUGUUCCUUGGGAUAUUACGGAAGCUGGAUUGGUUAACACCUUCCGUGUUUUUGGUUCUCUGAGUGUGGAGUGGCCUGGAAAGGAUGGCAAGCACCCCCGGUGUCCUCCCAAAGGGUAUGUGUAUUUGGUGUUUGAACUAGAGAAGUCUGUCCGGGCCUUGCUUCAGGCUUGUUCUCAUGACCCGAUGAGCCCAGAUGGCCUGAGUGAAUAUUAUUUCAAGAUGUCCAGCCGAAGGAUGCGCUGCAAAGAGGUGCAGGUAAUUCCUUGGGUCUUGGCUGACAGCAACUUUGUCUGGAGCCCAUCUCAGAGACUGGAUCCCAGCAGGACGGUGUUUGUUGGUGCCUUGCACGGAAUGCUCAAUGCUGAGGCUCUGGCUGCCAUCUUGAAUGACCUAUUUGGUGGAGUGGUGUAUGCUGGGAUUGACACAGAUAAACACAAGUACCCCAUUGGGUCUGGUCGCGUGACUUUCAAUAACCAACGUAGUUACCUGAAAGCAGUCAGCGCUGCUUUUGUGGAGAUCAAAACCACCAAGUUUACCAAGAAGGUUCAAAUUGACCCCUAUCUAGAAGAUUCUCUGUGUCUUAUCUGCGGUUCACAGCCUGGCCCUUUCUUCUGCCGUGAUCAGGUGUGCUUCAAGUAUUUUUGCCGAAGCUGCUGGCACUGGCGACACAGCAUGGAAGGCCUGCGCCACCACAGCCCCCUGAUGAGGAACCAGAAGAACUGAGAUUCCAUCUAGAGAAGCUGACCUUGCCCAGUGGCCUGUGUUGCCCAAGGCUGGCAAAUCAGGCCUGUACCCUGCACUGGCGCCCAAGGAGCUAGCUUUCUGCAGACAAGGGAAAAUUGUAGUCACCUUUGUACUUGCUAAAUCUGUCUUUGUUUCUGCACUAAUUAAUGCACAAUGAGUUUUGUCAGGUUUUGUUUUCAGGGGUGUGCAAGGACCCUCUGGCUCACCCUCAAGCAAAUGUAGUUUUCCCAGAUUCUAGUUCCUCGUUUUGCAAAUGAAAAGAAAAACAACAACAAACUGUGUGUCCAGAAGGUAUUGACACAGAAGCCUACACCUAAGUUUAUUUAUUAAAGCGCUUUUUACAUUCCUUGCAAUACUGACGGUGGUGAUGCGCAGGUCUCAUUGGUUCAUUCUUGCAGUUGCCAUACAGUGCCUUUCCAUUUAUUUAACCCCCACCUGAACGGCAUAAAUUGAGUGUUCAGCUGGUGUUUUUUACUGUAAACAAACAAGGAGACUUUGCUCUUCAUUUAAACCAAAUCAUAUUUCAUAGUUUACGCUCGAGGGUUUUUACUGGUUCCUUUUUACACUCCUUAAAACAGUUUUUAAGUCAUUUGGAACAAUAAAUUUUUUUUUCUUUUCUGGCAGCUUUUAACAUUAUAGCAAAUUUGUGUCUGGGGGACUGCUGGUCACAGUUGCAAAUCAAAGCAUUUGUAACCAAGGGAAAAAUUAUUUUAUUUAAAACUGGACCGGAGGGAAAGAAAAUUAGGUCUGAGCAGCUGCUGUAUAUAGUUUUAAAUGGUUUGUCGCACCUUCCUAUGUUGCACUUACGUGGGGGGAGGGUUGGUAGAAGUUUUUAAUCACAGUCACAGGGUUUUUUCUUUUGUAACUGAGCUUAAAAAAUUAAAAAAAAAAGGGCUGCUUUUUGGUGGGGGCAGUUGAAGGCUCACAGGAGCCCUUUCUCUUAGAGGGGCAAGUACCCUUCCUUACAUCUUUUAUCUGAAGAAUGUAUGGAUCAACAGAGUUGACACAAAAAUGCUACUGGAUUUUGAAAACUUGACUUUUUCUUUUUAACUACUACUUGCCCCUCUUAGGGAAGCUGUGUGCCAAAGAACCAGUGUCAUCCCCUCCCUCCUGCUGAGCUGAUGUUGCAUUGUUCAUAUCCCAGCUACUCUGUGGGUUUUGUGAAGCUGUGUGUGAAGUCUCUACCUCAUUGUUGUAUAUGCAGGCAAGACUGCACUCUCUACAGAUGUGUGGAGUAAGCUGUGGUGUACUUUUUUUGGCACAUAAUAAACACGUUG